Messenger RNA from Heterobasidion irregulare TC 32-1, 1851 nucleotides. RefSeq lists its product as uncharacterized. The coding region runs from base 1 to 1851 and encodes 616 amino acids. NCBI's taxonomy places the organism in Eukaryota, Fungi, Basidiomycota, Agaricomycetes, Russulales, Bondarzewiaceae. The transcript has 4 exons. The record is from RefSeq and is a predicted model, not a curated record.
AUGUCUUCAUCAUACCACCAGACUGCAUCGGUGGCUACUGUGGCAUCCCACCGUCUACGUCAGAAACCGUCCUUCCGUGGGUCCAUCCAGAGUAAAAGUAAAAUCCAUGACCUUGCGGCCGGUUCAGACAUGCAUAACGGUCGAAAGUCGACGAAAGCUACAACUCGCGUGUCGAAAUCUGUGGUAUUGGAACUCGAUCCUACUGGAGGCCAAUGUCUUUUAACCAGAGAAUUGGAUGAUGAGGCACCGUUGGAGUUCGCACACAUAUUUCCACGGUGUGAGAUGAAUAAUGACGACCUAAUCACAAACUUAGAACGCGCGUGGGGAAUUGGACAUCGGUGUUUCAACAUUGACGACGCCAGAAACCUUCUUCUUCUUAAAGUCGAUUGGCACCGACUAUUCGAUGCCAAACGCUGGCUUUUGCUUCCCUCUCCCGACAUGGUCACGAACCUCCACAAUCACACAGAAGGCAACAUCACGUUGAGGUACAAUGGAGCCACAAAAUUCGAAUAUAAGAUGGUGCCAUUAGGAUCUAAACGGAUCAUGGACGUGUAUAGACACUCUCGACCUGACGGCGCCGAUGAGGAAAGUUCAGCAUCAUCCUACAAAUAUCCAUUUAGAAACCUGCCCACACUGGAGUCGCAUGUCCAGCCCCAUUGGGUCGUGCUCAAUGCUGGAAUGAAGCUGGACUCAAGAUCAGAAUGCGAAAUGGACGCUUUCUACGAGCGCGUCGCCGAUGCCUAUACCAUCAGUAGAGAUGAUGCGAUUGAUUUCAUCCAGACGUUAAUCGCUCUUAACACAAGAUGGAGGUCACCCACCGUAGCGAAUGAUGCCACACCCCAGGAGGUCGCGUCACUCAAAGUUGCGUUACCCAAGGUUUCGCUACCCAAGGUUGCGCUACCCAGGGUUAUGCUACCCAAGGUUGCGCUACCCAAGGUUGCGCUACCCAAGGUUACGCUACCCAAGGUUGCGCUACCCAAGGUUGCGCUACCCAAGGUUGCGCGACCCAAGGUUGCGCGACCCAAGGUUGCGCGACCCAAGGUUGUGUCACCCGAGGUUGCGUUAUCCAAGGUCGCGCCGCCCCAGCUUGCAUCGCCCCAGGUUGCAUUGUCCCAGGUUGCCUCGCUCCAGGUUGCGUCGCCCGAGAGCGCGUCACUCGAGGUUGCGCUACCCAAGGUCGCGUCCUUCCAGGUCGCGCCGCCCCAGGUUGCCUCGGUCCAGGUUGCGUCACCCGAGGUUGUGUUAUCCAAGGUCGCGUCCCUCCAGGUCACAUCGCCCCAGGUCGCAUCGCCCCAGGUCGCAUCGCCCCAGGUCGCAUCGCCCCAGGUCGCAUCGCCCCAGGUCGCAUCGCCCCAGGUCGCAUCGCCCCAGGUCGCAUCGCCCCAGGUCGCAUCGCCCCAGGUCGCAUCGCCCCAGGUCGCAUCGCCCCAGGUCGCAUCGCCCCAGGUCGCAUCGCCCCAGGUCGCAUCGCCCCAGGUCGCAUCGCCCCAGGUCGCAUCGCCCCAGGUUGCAUCGCCCCAGGUCACAUCGCCCCAGGUCACAUCGCCCCAGGUCACAUCGCCCCAGGUCACAUCGCCCGAGGGUGCCUCAACAACCCAAGUUGUGUCACCCGAGGUUGUGGAUGUUGUGGAUGUUGUGGAUGACAUUUCUGGCGAGGGCAAAGACUCGAGGUCCAACAAGUCCAGCGAUAGCCGUCGUUUCAUCAAACCCAUGACGACGACGCUUCAACACUAUUUGCACAAACGUUCUUCAAGCUCUCCCCAUUCGCCCUCUCUACGGAGUCCUGUACGGGAGGUAAAACGCAGCAAGAUCAGCUCUAUCUACAGUGGCAGGAAGCCUAAAAUCACUUAG